CGUUUCUUCGGCCUCACCGCUCCUUCCCUCCCUCCCUCCCUCUAGCCCCCAAUCUAAGAUAUUUCGCUUUCAUUUCCCUUCUCGAGGGGCUCCACGUCAGACUUCCGUGCGCCGGCGCAAUGGAUUCCAGUCCUCUGGCGGCUUCAGGCAUCGAUGAUUUUGUUCACGUGGAAGGAGGCGGAGCGCUGGCGGAUUCCAAUUUUCAGCCUCGAGGCUCGGAGGAGAGCGCCGCGGCGGAGACCUCCGACGCGAACGUGGAAGAUGAGUCCCGAGGCUAUGUGAGGAAGGUGCUGCCGGAGGAGCUGUCCAAGUGCGUGGUGAUGCUCAAUUGCGAGUCCUCGGCUGAGGGCGGCAAUUGCGAUGUGUUUCUGCUCGGCACUGCUCAUGUGUCUGCGGAAUCUUGCCGAGAAGUCCAAGAUGCAAUUAAUUUCUUAAAACCACAGGUUGUCUUUUUGGAGUUAUGUUCAAGUCGUGUUGCUAUACUUACCCCACGCGAUUUGAAGAUACCAACAAUGAGAGAAAUGGUAGACAUGUGGAAGAAACAACAUAACUUGUUUGCAAUUCUAUAUAGCUGGUUUCUUGCAAAGGUUGCUAGCAAGCUUGAUGUUUUACCUGGGGCUGAGUUCCGUGUUGCAUAUGAAGAAGCAAUGAAGUAUGGUGGCAAGGUGAUUCUUGGUGACCGUCCUAUCGAGGUGACAUUGCGAAGGACUUGGGCAAAAAUGCCACUAUGGCACAAGACAAAAUUAGUUUAUUCUUUGAUGUUUCAAGCAGUUUUCCUACCAAGCCCUGAGGACCUCAACAGAAUGUUGAAAGAAAUGGAUGAUGUUGAUAUGCUGACCCUUGUUAUUCAAGAAAUGAGCAAACAGUUCCCAACUCUAAUGGAGACUCUAGUGCAUGAGCGAGAUCAGUAUAUGUCAUCAAGGCUACAUGCGGUUGCCUGCAAACACAAUUCCGUCAUGGCUGUUGUUGGAAAAGGCCACCUAAUUGGAAUGCAGAAACACUGGCAGAAACCUGUCGAUCUGAUGGAACUGCUUAGAGAACCGUCUAAGAAACCCGGUGUGCCUGUCAAGAAAAUGUUGGCAGCACUCGGAGUUGCAGUCGCGGGGGCAGCCAUAGCAUCCCGAAUAUAUUUCUCAGCCAAGAAGUAAGCAACUUUCCCCCCCUAAUAUAAGCACAUUGACUAUAUAUAUGAACAGGAACUGCAUAUAUACAGAGAGAGGCUUUCCAAGUGUGGAAGAGCCCUAAACAAUUUUCUCGCGGUUACUUAUAGUCUGUUAGUUUUGCCCUCUUCUUCAAAAAUAGGUACAACAUCUCUUUGUCUUUUCCAUUCAAUGGCGACAAAUAAAUCUUCUUUACAAUA
Messenger RNA from Cuscuta campestris, 1360 nucleotides. The record is from the annotation of a GenBank genome assembly. Lineage: Eukaryota; Viridiplantae; Streptophyta; Magnoliopsida; Solanales; Convolvulaceae.